Molecule: messenger RNA, 1024 nt
Organism: Heterobilharzia americana
Lineage: Eukaryota; Metazoa; Platyhelminthes; Trematoda; Strigeidida; Schistosomatidae
Source: the annotation of a GenBank genome assembly
AUGAACACUGAGAUAGAACCUCACAUACUGAAAAAAUUCGAGAUUAAAAAGAGAAUAGGAAAAGGGGCUUAUGGAAUUGUUUGGAAGGCAUUGAAUAGAAAAACCAAAGAGAUUAUUGCAUUAAAGAAAAUAUUUGAUGCAUUUCGUAAUCAAACUGAUGCACAGAGAACAUUCAGAGAAAUUGCGUUUCUCCAAAAUUUUGGCAAUCAUCCAAAUAUUGUACGUCUUUACAAUGUAAUACGUGCCAGUAGUGAUAAGGAUAUAUAUUUAGUAUUUGAAUUUAUGGAAACAGACUUACAUAAUGUAAUUAAAAAAGGCAAUAUACUCAAUGAUGUACAUAAACAAUACAUUAUGUAUCAAUUGCUCAAAGCGACUGCUUAUUUACACUCAGGUGAAGUUAUACACCGAGAUCAGAAGCCAUCAAAUGUUCUACUUGAUUCUUAUUGUUUAGUAAAAUUAUGCGAUUUUGGUUUGGCGCGUUCAUUGAAAGGUCGAAAUAAAUUUGAAAAUGGUAAUAAAAUUAAUUGUAAAACAUUAUUACCUGCAUUAACUGAAUAUGUUGCAACACGUUGGUAUCGUGCACCAGAAAUUCUUUUAGCUUGUCAUGAUUAUACUAAAGGUGUUGAUAUAUGGAGUUUAGGAUGUAUACUAGGUGAAAUGCUUCUUGGUACACCAUUAUUUCCUGGAACAUCUACAUUAGAUCAAAUUGAACGUAUAAUGGCUGGUUUGCCAAAACCUAAUGCAGAAGAUUUGGCCAGUGUAAAGAGUCCUUACAGUUCAUCAAUUUUACAAAAGGUGUGGGGUUAGAAUCUCAAUGGGGACAAAGUCACUCGCUAGAGUACAAGAUUAUACGGACGAUGAGUCUUAAAUGGGACGAAUCAUGCCUUCUGAGUUUCGCUGUUAGUUAACAAGUAAAUUUGAGAAUGGACUGGAUUUGAAAAUGCAAAUUAAGAUUAAGGAAUCAUUUUCAGACUUCCCAGAGUUGCAUAUAAUGUUUAGAUGAUUUCAGCAAACAAAAUUUAUG